CACACAACCCAUACACCAGUCGCGAGGAUAUGAUGUAAUUGGGACCCUGGAGAAGAGACCGCUGACGAGAUAAAAGUGACACUAUGAGUCAGCGCUCAGAGCGACGGGGGAUCCAUGUGGACCAAUCAGAACUGCUGUGUAAGAAAGGCUGUGGUUACUAUGGCAACGCUGCAUGGCAGGACCUAUGCUCCAAGUGCAGGAAGGAGAAGUACCAGAGAGCUCGGCAGAGACAGAUCCAGGAGGACUGGGCUCUGGCUGAGAAGCUGCAGCGAGAAGAGGAGGCGGCUUAUGUCAGCAGUCACAGUUCCUCUCAGACCCAGCCUCCACAGUCCCACUCUCAGCACUCUCUCGCCACCUUCUCUAAGUUUGAGGAGAAGAAAACCAAUGAGAAGACCCGUAAGGUCACCACCGUAAAGAAGUUCUUCAGCCCCUCCUCUCGCACGGCCCCUAAAAAAGUCCCCCCUGAAAAAGAAAGCGAGAAAGAGAAGUUGCAGGGCAGGAGGGAGAGCCAUGGAGAAAACCUCCUGAGGGAUCUGAAGGGCAUUUUUACCCAACCCUGGGAAAUGGCCUCUCCCACUGAAGCUCUGGUAUCAAGGCUGAGAGAAAGCCACGAGGGAAAAACGCCCAGUCCCUCCAUUACCCGCCAGUCCAGCAUCGAGACUGAUCACGUGUCACGAGACUUUGUGGAGUUUCUCAAGACCUUACAGAAGCCCGGCAGAGAGAUCCACAAGCAGAGCCGUGGUUUCAUAGAGAGCAUGGGAAAUAAAAAGGAUCUCAGUGCUGAAGAACUGUCAGAGUGUGUGCAGGACUUCUAUCAGGGCAUGUCUGACCGACUCUUGAAUCAUUUUAAAGGCUCCUCUGAGAAAGUGGACAGAGUAAUGGACCAAGUGGAAAAAUACAUCAUGACUCGACUCUACAAGAGCGUCUUCUGUCCAGAGACCUCGGAUGAUGAGAAAAAAGACCUGGCUACCCAGCACAGGAUUCGGGCGUUACACUGGGUCACCAUUCAGAUGUUGUGUGUUCCUGUGGAUGAAGAGAUCCCUGAGGUCUCUGAUAGUGUAGUCAAAGCCAUCACUGAUAUCAUUGAGAUGGACUCCAAGCGUGUGCCCAGGGAUAAACUGGCCUGCAUCACCAGUUGCAGCAAGCAUAUAUUCAGUGCCAUCAGGGUCACCAAGAACGAACCAGCUUCUGCAGAUGACUUCCUUCCCACCCUCAUCUAUAUUGUGUUGAAGGCCAACCCGCCACGGCUGCAGUCCAACAUCCAGUACAUCACACGUUUCUGCAACCCUUCAAGACUCAUGACCGGAGAGGAUGGAUACUACUUCACCAACCUGUGCUGUGCCAUUGCCUUCAUAGAGAAGCUGGAUGCCCAGUCGUUGAAUCUCAGCCCUGAGGACUUUGAGCGCUACAUGUCCGGUCAGGCUUCCCCUCGAAGGCAAGACGAUACUGCAGCCUGGCCGCAGAGUGGUACCCAUGUCAACCCAGCACUUAGCCAGAUCCAUCACAACCUCAAGCUCCUAUCCAGCCUUGAGAAAAGACAGCAGCAGGUCAUCGAGGGGGCGCAGAACCUGCAGGCCGAACUGGCAGAAUGGCAAGACAGCGUGUCCCGCGAGGUGCAGGAAAUCCUGGAGCGAUACCCACUGGAGAUCAAACCACGAGCAUCCGCGAUCGAUGCGGAGAAUGUGGAGAACGACAGGCUGCCACCUCCCCUUCAGCCACAAGUGUUUGCAGGUUAGCGUAGUGUAAUGUCCUCUGGAGUGAAUAAGCCAGCGACAUGGUCGUAUCAAGACGGGUAAAGCAUUUUUAUAUGCAAUGGUUGCUCUUGUCCAAGUUCUCCACUCCUUUUCUCUCUGUAUUUGGGCUGUUACCAUUCCAUUUGUCUUUUAAAUGCUUACACAGUCCCCCGUCAUAUCUUUUCUGCAAAAAUAUUCUUGUCUGACUACAUUUGUGCAGCUGAUUCAUAAAGGAUGAGGCAGAGUUUGUGAAACUAAAUAAGGUUUUCUAACCAGGCUUUAGAAGAUCUGUCAACAGUUUGAUCUACCUUAAUAUGAGUUGUUUUAAAAUAUUGAAU
Molecule: messenger RNA, 2071 nt
Organism: Sinocyclocheilus rhinocerous
Lineage: Eukaryota; Metazoa; Chordata; Actinopteri; Cypriniformes; Cyprinidae
Product: rab5 GDP/GTP exchange factor-like
Exons: 11
Coding region: 84-1736 (550 amino acids)
Biological process (GO): vesicle-mediated transport
Cellular component (GO): endocytic vesicle; cytosol
Molecular function (GO): small GTPase binding; zinc ion binding; guanyl-nucleotide exchange factor activity
Source: RefSeq, a predicted model, not a curated record